Toxorhynchites rutilus septentrionalis is the source of this 648-nucleotide messenger RNA. RefSeq lists its product as uncharacterized. The transcript has a single exon. NCBI's taxonomy places the organism in Eukaryota, Metazoa, Arthropoda, Insecta, Diptera, Culicidae. The record is from RefSeq and is a predicted model, not a curated record. Bases 1 to 648 code for a protein of 215 amino acids.
AUGCUUCCGUUGAUUGGAGAUUCCUACCCAGUUGCACUUCGUCGAUUUCAAUCCAUGGAAAAGAAGUUUAUGGCCGAUGAAGCUCUUCGAAAAGCAUAUCAAAGUUUUAUGUUGGAGUAUGAAGCACUUGGUCAUAUGGAGGUGAAUCCUUGCGCGUCGCGUGGCCCACAGUUCUUCCUGCCUCACCAUGCCAUCCACCGUCCUGAAAGCUCCACCACGAAAACACGAGUAGUGUUUGAUGGAUCCUGUCGAUGUUCCAGCUUGUCGCUCAACGAAGCUCUUUUUGUUGGUCCCACUGUACAACCAGCUCUGUACUCCACAGUUGUAAACUUCCGUAUGCCUAUCUAUGUAGUUACCGCUGACGUUGCGAAAAUGUUCCGGCAGAUAUGGAUCCAUCCGGAUGAUCGAAGGUACCAGCAAAUUUUGUGGAGGUACAAUCCAUCAGAACCGAUACGAACAUACCAGCUAAAGACCGUUACGUACGGCCUCGCCAGCUCCCCGUUUCACGCUGCUCGGGUGCUCAAUCAGUUGGCCAUUGACGAAGGAGGACGUUAUCCGUUAGCAGCUCAAGUCAUUCGCAACGGGACAUACGUGCACUCACAGGCCAUGAUAAUCGCGAUACACUUGCCGAAACAUGUAACCAGCUAA